This is a messenger RNA of Bombyx mori (domestic silkworm), 3075 nucleotides long. Its product is annotated as retina and anterior neural fold homeobox protein 2. Gene Ontology annotation, molecular function: DNA-binding transcription factor activity, RNA polymerase II-specific; RNA polymerase II transcription regulatory region sequence-specific DNA binding. The record is from RefSeq and is a predicted model, not a curated record. Gene Ontology annotation, biological process: regulation of transcription by RNA polymerase II. The transcript has 6 exons. The coding region runs from base 196 to 960 and encodes 254 amino acids. Lineage: Eukaryota; Metazoa; Arthropoda; Insecta; Lepidoptera; Bombycidae.
CGCGCGCCGGCGAGGGCUGUCACGCCGACCACUUACAGGGACCAAGUCAGUACAAGUGUAGAGGCCACCCGCGUAGGACGCCCCGCAUGCACUACGAGUAACAAUAAUUACGCGAAGAUUAUUUAUUUUGAUGAACGGGAUUAAGUUUGAUGGAUAGAGUGAACAGCUGAGCCUGGUGUAGAGUGUAGUGUCGCCAUGUCGGAGACCGGCCGUCGGGGAGCCGCCUACACCAUAGACAACAUCCUCGGACACACAGACAGACAUAACGACCGAGCGGAACUGAAGAGUGAAUCUGGAGCUCACUCGGACUCUGAUCACGAGCACGAGCAUGAGCACGAGCAUGCUCACGGUGAGCACGGUGAGCACGGUGAGCACGGAGAGCAGCUCGAGGCGAUCGACGCGGGACGACCGCGCAAGCAGGUGCGCCGCAGCCGCACCACGUUCACGACGUACCAGCUGCACGAGCUGGAGCGCGCCUUCGACAAGACGCAGUACCCGGACGUGUUCACGCGCGAGGAGCUGGCCAUGAGGCUGGAGCUCAGCGAGGCCAGGGUGCAGGUGUGGUUCCAGAACCGACGCGCGAAGUGGCGCAAGCGUGAGAAGGCGCUCGGCAGAGAGCACGCGCCCUUCCUGCACCACGACCACGUGGUGGGAGAGUGGGGCGGCCCAGGAGAGUGGUGGUCGCUGGGACUUGGCGCCGGGUUCGUUCACCCCGUGUGGAGAGACGCCGAGCCUGCCUUCAGAGCUUUACUGCACAGGUACGUGCUGGCGCUCCCUCCUCCUGCGCUGCUCCCCGCGGAACCGGAGCCGGCGCCCUCUCCCCCCACCGCGCCGCGCUCCCCCGGCCCCGUCCCCGCGCUCGCCCUCGCCCUCACCCCCGCGGACACGCUGCGGCUGCGAGCUCACGACGCAAUCCUGCAGGAGAGGGCCUUGCAACACAACAACAAGGUCCACACGUAACCUCAAAACAGAUCUCUUGCGGCCCUCGUCCACAACCUUACCGAAGAAUGACCGAACGAGCCAGUAUUCGAAUUUACGAAUAACCAAACACGCGCCACGCAUGUACAAAGUCAUCAAAUACACUAAAUGCUAGUAGUAGUAGUAGUAGUAUUAGUAGUCACUUAAAAAAGCGAUGGAUUGUACCUACUGGUUGCAGACCCUGUGCUCGACGCUAGUGGCGUGUCGUAUCACAGCCUGUUCCUUGUAAAACUAAUUCGCGACGUCUGCUCUGUGCCUGUGUGGGUACACAGCGCACCCUCACCACUAGAUGUUUGUUGAUCAUUCGAAUCUGUAACUAGUCGGUAUAGUGUCUCGUCGUGCAUCGACGCUUAAUACACUGGACAACAACGAGCAUGGACACGUGAAUACAUCGUUCUACCCGUAAACUUGCUUAAACUGAAACCCAAAUUUAAUAAACCCAACAAAUGAUGAAGGUGAUGGUUUGGCGGCGUCGUGUCAGUAAACACGAGCGUUGUCGGGAAAAAUUCCGAUGCAACUCGAGCUGUACGCUUCGGAACUUAUUGUACUUCACGUUAGGUAUUCAAUUUCUACUUUUAAAGAAUCACUCACAGGUACAAUACAUUUUAAACUUAUAUUCCCGAAACGUGAGAAAGAUAUUUGGUGGUUUUUCCUCGCUUCUAAAAUUUGACGGAUGUUUGAAGACAACACGAAGUCUUCAAUAAGUAUUGACAAUGUGUUUGGUUCACUCAAUGUCACAAGCUUCAUGCAUUUUUCUUCAUAAUAUUAUUAGAAAGUUUACUAAACUAAUUGAUUAGACAUUUUGUAUGAUUUCGUUUGUAUCUAGUUAUUAAGUGGUGUGCCUUACUGGUAAACAUUAAUUCUCACACAUUCCAUGAGAUCUCACGGUUUCAAUUUAGGCUCUUCAAAUUCUGUAAGUUAUAGAAAUUAAAAUGUUAAUUGAUUAAGAUAAUUCAGUAAUGUUUUGAAUAAUUAUAAGACAUAGCGUUUAGUGAUAAUUACUUUUAUUCAACUUUAAAUUUUAUUAUUAAACUAGUCGUUUUUGGCACGACGUAAUGCCACACUGUGUAUAAAUGUACAAAUAAAAAAGUUAGGCACCGGAACCUAAAUCUAGAGGUGGUAGAUCUGAAUUCACUUCUCUUUGUUCCACCGCUGGGCGAAGACCCAUAGGUACUCGUACCAUCCGCAGUAAUCUAUGUCAAGUCUCCCACUUUCUGUCUAGUUAUUCGUAUCCCAGAGUAGUCACCGUCGAAAGUGCUGUAUGCGCACAUUUCUUUGUUUGUUUGAUUGAUUGUAAAUAUUUAAUAACUUGGUAACUCUUUAGUGUACAAUAUAGUAGGUCUUUGCCUAGGAAGUUGCUGUUUACUAUACACAAAUUUAGACUUAUUUUUUAAAAUAAAAGUAAAAAAAUUAAAAUGUGAAACUAAACUUCCAUAUUUUUUUAAAUAAAUAUCAUUUGAUUUUAUAAUGUAUCGCCAGGCAUCAAUUAGGUACCGUUUAAAUGACCAGUAUUGUAAAACGGCAACUUUAUAGGUAGAGACUUGUCGUGAAGUCAUUUGCCAACCUGUGAGCACCAGCCACGGACUCUGAACGAAUUCUUGGUGACGGUUGUUGUUCUGUGAACACUACACGUCUAAAAGAGUAAAUUGAAGAACCAACUCGGAUUGUGUUCAUCUGAACGUAGUGCUCGGUUCACAUUGAUCUGUAUAUAAUCGUGUAAAUGAUUGUAAAUUAUAUUGUAGUCAGUAAGUAGAUAUCGUCUCUGGAGUCAAACAGAAUGGUUACAAGCGACCCAAAACGGACAGCAGUUGCGUCGUUCAUAUGAGAUCUUGAUUAGUUGAGUUUUAAUUACAACAAUUUAUAAGUAGUAGUUAUUGACAGGAGAAAAGACAGGGCUGCAGAGAAUUGUAGAAAAAAAAAAUUUCACGGUUUGCCGAUAUAAAGUCGUUAUUUAUAUCAACUUAAAGUAGUCAUUCUGUUUGAUGAAAAGAACGAGUAGGUACUAGUUGUAAUUAGUGGUCAUUUAUCGGACACAUGUAGACCGUUUGCAAUAAUGUGACAGUAAGAUAUCCAAUCAAUAUAUACGUAACUAUGCUA